This is a messenger RNA of Rubroshorea leprosula, 1292 nucleotides long. Lineage: Eukaryota; Viridiplantae; Streptophyta; Magnoliopsida; Malvales; Dipterocarpaceae. The record is from the annotation of a GenBank genome assembly.
AAGUUGCUAAAUCCAGAUGCAGUUAGAUUGGAUAGGUUUGAUGGCACCAACUACAUGCAUUAGAAGGAUAAGAUGACUUUUCUACUAACAACACUGAAGGGUUCAUACGUUCUUGAUCCAAAACUGCAACCUAUCCAAGCAUCGAAGGAAAAUGAUUCUGAAGCAGUGAAGAAUGCAAGACUAAAGCGUGAAGAAGAUGAACUCAUAUGUCGUGGACACAUUCUAAAUUCUCUCACUGAUAGACUUUAUAAUCUGUAUCACAACAUGUCUUCUCCUCAAGAAAUUUGGAUUGCUUUGGAAAAGAAAUACAAGCAUGAAAAGAAAGGUACAAACAAGUUUCUUGCACUUAAAUAUUUAGAGUUUGAAAUGAAAGGUGGCAUUUCCAUCAUGGAUCAAGUGCAUGAAUUACAAAUUUUGGUAUCAAGAAUGUUAGAGUUGGAGAUAAAGAUUCCAGAGUCACUUCAAGUGGGGGCAAUACUUUCAAAACUUCCUCCAUCUUGGAAUGAUUAUAGGAAAAAGGUUAUGCAUUCAGAUGAAAUUUUGACUAUGGAACAGUUUCAAACACAUCUCCAAAUUGAGGCAGAAAAUCGUUCAAGAGAUGCAGUAUUGGCACCCUUGAAAGUUAAUUAUGUGAGUCAAAAUUCUGCCAAUCCUUUCCAGAAUAAACUCAAGCUUCUUAAGAAAAAUAGUGCUUUCAAGAAAGCUUCUUUCAAGAAAAGUCAACCUUGUUACUAUUGUGGUAAGAAAGGUCACUUCAUUAAAGAUUGCAAAUUCAGGAAUAAUGCAAGGAACUUUAGUUUUGGCACCAGUGCAAAAACAAGUAACAAGGCAAAUUUGAUUGAGCAUGAAUUGGUUGCUAUGGUUUUUGAUAUGCAAGUUGGGAUGGUGACUGAAUUGAACAUGGCAAAUCCAACCAAGUCUAUGGAUUGGUGGCUAGAUUCUGGUGCAACAGUUCAUGUGUGCAAUAACAAAGCACAAUUCAAGUUUUAUGAAGAUUUGAAGGAACUAGAGGAAGUGCUUAUGGGAAACAAUGUCACUGCAAAAGUUCUAGGUAAAGGCACAAUGGAAUUAAGGUUCACUUCAGGCCACAAAUUGACCUUGGUUAAUGUUUUCUAUGUGCCUGAUAUUAGAAAGAAUUUGGUCUGUAAAUCUGUUGUGUAAAAGGGGCUUGAGGGUUGUCUUAGAAUCAGAUAAGGCCAUUAUAUCAAAAAAUGGCAACUUUGUGGGGAAAUGUUAUUCUUAUGAUGGAAUGUUCAAAUUGAGUAUUAAUGAAAUAAAUAAUGUUUCUGCUU